This is a messenger RNA of Pelmatolapia mariae (spotted tilapia), 2224 nucleotides long. RefSeq names its product NAD(P)HX epimerase (gene naxe). Gene Ontology annotation, molecular function: NAD(P)HX epimerase activity. Gene Ontology annotation, cellular component: mitochondrion. The transcript has 7 exons. NCBI's taxonomy places the organism in Eukaryota, Metazoa, Chordata, Actinopteri, Cichliformes, Cichlidae. The record is from RefSeq and is a predicted model, not a curated record. Bases 158 to 1009 code for a protein of 283 amino acids.
AACCCGGAAGUAGCCUACAAGGUCAGGGUGCAAGUGUUGCUCUUGCACAGCGUCAAAGCUCCAAAACUAAGAGCUUUGUGGUUUAAAAGGACAAAACUGCAUGUGAAGCUGUCUGCAAGAAAAAGGGUGUUAAAAUUUGGAGCUUGUAUCCAUCUGGAUGUUGAGCAUUCGAGCUCUGUUUGGGAUCGGCUUCCUGGUGACCUCACGAGCCACGACAGCCCUUGCUCAGGCAGGGACAUGCCCGUUGCCCGCUGCAGCUAACAGCCACAGAAAGGACUGUUUCAGCAGCAGACCAGCGUCCACCAUGGCCCAGGCCAUCAAAUAUCUCGGGCAGGAGGAGGCCCAGCACAUCGACGAGGAGCUCUUCAGUGAGUACGGCUUCAGUGUGGAUCAGCUGAUGGAGCUGGCUGGACUCAGCUGUGCCACAGCCGUCACACGGGCAUAUCCACUUACUUCUCUGGUGAAGGCCAGACCUUCUCUGCUAGUGAUUUGUGGACCAGGUAACAACGGGGGCGAUGGCUUGGUCUGUGCCCGGCAUCUGAAACUCUUUGGUUACGAGCCGACCAUCCUGUACCCAAAGAGGCCAAACAAGCCGCUGUUCCAAGGCCUAACCACACAGUGCCAGAAAAUGGAGAUCCCCUUCCUGACUGAGAUGCCUGAGGCCAAAGCGAUUGAUGAAGCGUACAACCUGGUGAUAGAUGCCAUCUUUGGCUUCAGCUUCAAGGGAGCUGUGCGAGAGCCCUUUGGCUCCAUCUUGGACACACUGAAAAAGUCCACAGUGCCCAUAGCCAGCAUCGACAUCCCCUCAGGUUGGGAUGUGGAGCAGGGUAGCACAGAUGGACUCCAGCCUGACAUGCUCAUCUCUCUCACUGCACCAAAGAAAUCUGCCUCCCUGUUUAAAGGACGAUAUCACUUCUUGGGAGGCAGAUUUGUGCCACCUGGCUUGGAGAAGAAAUAUCAACUCAACUUGCCCCAGUACCCUGGCACAGACUGUGUUUUGCAACUCUAAGAGAUGUGGGCCAUCACUGAAGGGAAAUAAGCUGUCACUGGCAUAAUAAAGCAAUCAGCUUAGCUCAGCAUAAAGGCUGUAAACUGGGUAAAACAGCCAGCAGCGCGACAUCCGUUCACUCAUUAACACGUCUUGUUUGUUGAUUUUAAGAGAGCUUAUGUGAUAUAACCGUAUGCUGUCAUCACACCUGCAGCACAAUGGCAGCAUCAGCUAAAGUAAAUAUGAAAAUAAAAAAAUUCUUUCUCUGACAAACUGACAAACUUUUUAAAGUUCAUAUAUUCUGCUUUUCCCUGUUUUUUUUUUUGUUUUUUUUUAACAUAUAGUACACGUAUAUACGUGAUGGGAGAAGGGAGCGGGAGAUCGACAGACGGAUUGGUGCAGCGGCUGCAGUGAUGCUGACGCUGUACCGGUCUGUUGUGGUGAAGAGAGAGCUGAGUGUAAAAGCGUAGCUCUCAAUUUACCGGUCAGUCUACGUCCCUACCCUAUUAGUGCUGGGCGAUAUGACGAUAUAUAUCGUGUGGACGAUAGAAAAGUGUCUAUCGUGCCAUUUGUCUUCUAUCGUUUCUAUCGUUUUUAACCCAAAUUUUACAAAUUAUUACAUAAAAUAUCUCAUUAACCCUUUACUAGCGGUCGGAGCAGGCACACUCCGUUUUCCCUAACUAUUUUUAAAUCCCUGUAGAACUGGAACCACGUACGGUAGCGCAAUAAUGUUUUUUUUUUUUUUGCAUAUGAAACCGUAGGAGUUGUACUUACAUCUUAUUCCAUUAGCUUGCCCUAGGUCACGGUUUCCUUCCGCAUAUAGCUUUGCAAAAAUUGCAUGAAAAGCACUUGCAGCAACAAAAACAUAAUAUUCCAGACUUGCAGCAACAAAAACAUAAUAUUCCAGAAUAUUCCAUUUGCCGAUCCGAUCAGCUGUUCAUAACAAUUCCUACAUUGGAAUAUAAGUCAGCUCGAACUAUCGCAUGUCCGCCAUUACCUGUCCGAAACCGGAAGUGACGCCAUUUACGCGGAAAAUGUAGUUUUUUAAGCUUCAAAGCCUAUGUUGGUGUUUUUAAAAGUCAUGUUUGACUUUAUGCUCUUCUGUAUCGUUUCUGGGAUGCUUAGAAGUCAAAUUACACUGUUGUAAAUAGUUUAUUUUGAUGCACAUGCUGUGUUUUUGCAAAGUUGCAUUUAUUUAUUUUCAUUUUUCCUGUAGUAUAUAAAAAUUUGUGUAUC